Danaus plexippus (monarch butterfly) is the source of this 485-nucleotide messenger RNA. RefSeq lists its product as uncharacterized. The record is from RefSeq and is a predicted model, not a curated record. NCBI's taxonomy places the organism in Eukaryota, Metazoa, Arthropoda, Insecta, Lepidoptera, Nymphalidae. The coding region runs from base 53 to 445 and encodes 130 amino acids. The transcript has a single exon.
AUUCAGGUGUGUAAUUAUCUCAUCCUGCCAUAUAUUAAGCACUAUAAUAAAAAUGGGCUACACUGUGCAAGAAAAAUCUAUUGUUGAUUUUUGUGAAAGUAAAACGGAAUCUUUAUCUAACUGGGUCCGUAAAGUUAAAUGUAAAUCCUUAAACGCCAAGACAAAGAGAAAGCGUGAUCUAAGAGUAAUCGCCAUUUUGAGUAAUUCACUGUUCCGUGCCGAAAACGAACUUCUCCAUAAGCAAAGAGAACGUGCUAGAAGGUGGGCACAAAUGCAAGCUGAUCUCGGAUUAAACACCAAAGAAGAGGAAGCGGCCAAGCAGCAGCGUGAGAAGAUAGAUAAUUUUUGGAAAAACGAUCUCAGCGGUCUAGAUAAUUUUUUUAGAGAGUUAGAUAAUGUCAAACCAAUAGUCAAGCAACAAAUAUGUGUUAGUCAACUAGGGUGAAUAGGUAAAGUGAAUUUGUAUUUGAAUCUGUGAUAUAUGU